This is a messenger RNA of Penicillium angulare, 1413 nucleotides long. Its product is annotated as telomere maintenance protein PBP2. The coding region runs from base 1 to 1413 and encodes 470 amino acids. Gene Ontology annotation, molecular function: mRNA binding. The record is from RefSeq and is a predicted model, not a curated record. The transcript is spliced from 3 exons. Gene Ontology annotation, cellular component: cytoplasm; nucleus. NCBI's taxonomy places the organism in Eukaryota, Fungi, Ascomycota, Eurotiomycetes, Eurotiales, Aspergillaceae. Gene Ontology annotation, biological process: regulation of RNA metabolic process; regulation of gene expression.
AUGUCAGCGUCUCCUUCCAAUCUUCAAUCGACCAAGCGUCCUCUCGAGGACCCUUCGUCUCCUUCGGCUCCCAAUGAUCAACCCGAGGCCAAACGACCAGCCCUCGACAAAGUAGUUCGCAACGAUGCCGAAGCCGAAGCGGACGUUUCGAGCAACCAGAUUCCCAGUGUCGAGGAUUCCAAAGACACUCAAGGUGACACAGUCGUCCCCGAUGCUCCCAAUGGAAAAGGCCUCCCCGAAACUCAGCCCAUUCAGUCAACCGCGUCGCAAGGUGAACGGGCUGGCUCCCAAUCCGAACAUACGGUGCAGGACGAAUCCAACUGGAUCCAUAUUCGUGCUGUGAUUUCCAGCCAAGAGGCAGCUACAGUUAUCGGAAAGGGAGGUGAGAAUGUGUCUCAGAUUCGUCGUAUGUCCGGCGCCAAGUGCACCGUCAGCGAUUAUUCUCGGGGUGCCGUAGAGCGGAUUCUGACCGUGAGCGGCCCCCAGGACGCGGUGGCCAAAGCAUUUGGCCUGAUCAUUCGUACUCUGAACAAUGAACCCCUCGAUGCCCCUUCCACUGCCCAGUCCAAGACCUAUCCGCUGCGUUUGCUAAUCCCGCACAUUCUUAUUGGUUCCAUUAUCGGUAAAGGUGGCAGCCGUAUUCGUGAGAUCCAAGAGGCUUCUGGCGCCCGUUUGAACGCCUCCGACGCCUGUCUUCCGUUAUCAACUGAACGCUCUUUGGUCAUUCUCGGUGUUGCAGAUGCCGUGCACAUUGCGACCUACUACGUCGCUGUUACUCUCGGCGAACAACUGACGGAGCGAUUCGGCGGUGCUGCCGCUUCAGCAUAUGCCACUCGUAGUGGUGGCCCUGCUGGUGGUGUCCCGGGUGGCAUGCAAGUUGUCCCAUAUGUCCCUCAGCCUGCCGGCGGCCAGUAUGGUCACCCUGACACCUUCAAGCGUCACCACCCUCACCCCAACCGUGGUCAGCCGGGUGCCUAUGGCGUCCCUUACAUGCAUGGCCAGCCGACCCCGGCCCCUGUCGGUCAGCCUGCCAUGCCCUAUGGUGCUACUCCCCAUACUCCCUAUGCUGGCGGUCCUGCUCCGCACCAGCCAACUCCUUACGUGGGUGGUCCCCAGCCUACACCUGGCCGUGGAGCCCCGACUGCCCCUGCCCCCGUGAAUGCUGCUGCCAUGCCCGGCCAGCCACUGACCCAGCAGAUUUACAUCCCCAACGACAUGGUCGGCGCCAUUAUUGGAAAAGGCGGUGCCAAGAUUAAUGAAAUACGCCACCUCAGCGGCAGUGUAAUCAAGAUCAACGAGCCCCAGGAGAGCAGCAAUGAGCGUCUGGUUACUAUCACAGGUACUCAGGAGUGCAACCAAAUGGCUCUGUACAUGCUCUAUUCUCGCCUUGAAAGCGAGAAGCACCGCGUCUAA